This is a messenger RNA of Gregarina niphandrodes, 2517 nucleotides long. RefSeq lists its product as hypothetical. The transcript has a single exon. Bases 1 to 2517 code for a protein of 838 amino acids. The record is from RefSeq and is a predicted model, not a curated record. Lineage: Eukaryota; Apicomplexa; Conoidasida; Eugregarinorida; Gregarinidae.
AUGGAUCCGAACACACAGCGACUGGCACCGCCGGUCGUGCACCCCACAACAGGGGUCACGAGCGAUGAUGACUCAGACGUGUUUGUGACGCCCCCCGAGUUCAGUGAUCUAGUCGUGAGUGGGAUGCUGAAACCGAGCAGUGACAUGCACACUCCCGCGUCAAUUCCUUCCUUGUUGGAGGAGGAGGCGUUUCUGCGCGAUUUGGAGGAGACCCAGAAAAUCAACCGCCGAAUUCUGGCGCGGGAGACAGACCCGGACUACGAAUCAGAUGGCGAAGGCGCCGCAAAGGACCUCGCUGCGCUGGCCGACAGGCAUCCUGUAAAUCUGCCGUUCUCACCGCUUCCAUCCUCCGAGAGGACGUUUUUUGAGACCGCACCUGUCGAUACGGGACCUGUCGAGACGGGACCUGUCGAGACGGCACCAAUUGAGACCGUAACGGGUGAGAGGGAGCCAAGUCCCAGACCGGCCGGGGGUGCCACUAUGGAGGACCUGAUUAGCAGUUCGUGUAACCAUAAGUUCGUGCACAAGCCGCUUGACACGGUCGUCUCGAAUACUGGGCGCGAAACGAGCUCUGAACUCGGGGCAGAGACGACCGCCGCGAGAACGCUGAUGAGAACACGUACGGACCGGUUGCGUAAAGCGAGGGAGCUAGCGGAAAGGAACGCGUCGAGAAGGACCUUAUCGGGAAGGACCCCAUCGGGAAGGACCCCAUCGGGAAGGAACGAGUCAGAAAGGAGAACCCCGCCGGGAAGAAGCGCGCCUCCCGGGAGACGGGCCCUGCCCGGAAGAAGCGCGCCUCCCGGAAGGAGUUUCGUUGACACGAGUGUGGUGGAGCGGACUCGUCUGGCGGGUAAUAAUCUCGAGAAAUGGCUUGCCCUUGAGCGCGGCGGUGCCGGUCGUGACGCUGGUGGUGGCCACGUCGUCGAGAGGGAGCGUCGGACGCCUGUGGAGAUGUUUGUAUCGUUUAUGGACCCGAUAACAGGUCAGUUAGAUUUGGAUCGUUACUGCGAGUAUUUGGAGAAGUCUGCGCGGAUGCAAAAGCAUCUGGACAACGUGACAGGUGAGGCGGCGAGGCGGGAGCAGGAGCGGUUGUUACAGCAGGUGCGUUUUACACGUUCGCCUUCAGGUGGUGUUCGUCGUCUGGCGAUCUCGCUCAAGGCAUGGAAACAUAGACGUCGAGCGAACUUCCAAAAACAUCCUCGAAUCAAAGCACGGAUGCAGGCGAAGCGGCGGCCCCGGAGAAAACAGGUGACCUUCGACGUGUCGCCUCACCCCCACUAUGCUGGCUCCGGCCCCGGCGAACAACCGAUGGCCGACAGACAUGUUCGUACGAUGUUCCGCUAUCUCGAGUCCCGGCUCGACGACAGUGGCAUUCGCUACCGCAGACAGGCCAGAGUGCCACCCUUCCAGAGCUUCGGCUCCAUAGUCACCCCCAUGCCACCUGCCCCUCUUCAGGCCCCCACCAUUGACUUUUACGCCCGCGCCAAACGCGGACGCGCAACGGUCAAGUCAACUGGCAGCCAAAGGAAAGACACAGACGGGGGCUCGUCGCUGGCAGGCGGCAUGGACACGCUCGCCCCCGAACGUGAGUCCAAGGUCGCCACCUCCGAAGAGUACUACGGCACCGUGCGACCCGGCUCGGGGUCGCUGCCGGACGUGUCCUCCACAGACCCGUUGCGCUGCUCUCUGCCCUCCUCCUUCUCCAUUGACUCCUCCCUGGAGGAUGACCCGGCCUCGCUGGAUGGUCCGUCGACGGCCCACCCGGCGACCGACCACUCAAACUUUCUCCCCAGUCCGGUGACCGACCGGCCUGCUGCACCACAGAUAGAAAAACACUUCAGGCGAAAAAACCUCGGGCGAAAACACAACUGGUCGGCACCCGUCAGAGGGUGCUCUACGGGGUGCGCUAUCCGAGAACUGGAACGGGAGGACGCUUGUGCCAUCAUCAAAACCUUUCCGUCUUUGCUGGACCUGUUCGCGGAACUCGAGAUAGGAAGCUUAGGCGGGUUCGACGAAGGCGCAAACAUCCGGUGGGCGAAGCAGUUAGUGCUAGAGGCUACGACGGCCCUGGACGACUCCGCGUUGAAGGAGGAUCCGGUCACGAAAAGUCAUAUGCUGGAUGGCUCUCCGAGUUCUUUGGGAACAAAUCGGAUUGGCGCCCUCAAGCAGGCCCUAGUGGCCGGUUCACUCCUUGCCCAUAGACGUCCGCUUCACGAGAUGUCCCUCUGCGAGGCGCUGCACUCGGCCCCAUUCGGAUCCGCCGCGUUGCUCGCCGCGUUACACCGGACGUUCUCCCACAUCGCCGAUGUCCGACUGACUAUAACCGACUUACACCACUUGACUCAAUUCCUCAACAACACCCAACGGCACCGCCGCGUUGCCUCUCAGGCUGCGCAAGUCGGAGCCUACCUUCAACACCGCCGUAACGAACCGGACAAGUAUCACCACCUGCGGGAGAUCGCGGAGGAGACGAAAGGUAAGAACGGCUCUUGCUCCCCCGACCUCGGCGCCAAUUGA